GUGUGAAAACCAUAUCCCUAAACCCACAAAAACAAAUCGAUGCCGCCGCAGAACCACCGCCGCCGCCACCGCCGCAAGCGCACGCCUACUCGGUUUAUCAGUAGUGCUGCUCCACCGCCUCCGUCUCCGCCUCAUCAAGAAGUUCAACAAGCUCCACCAGAGCAACCACAAAUUCAAGAAACCCCACCAGCAGUCUUGGAUUCCGACGAUAGCGGCACUGACCCGGAUGAAUACGAUGAAGUCAUUACUGUGUCACUUUCUGAAGUUCGCAGCAAUGUGCAAUGCGCCAUUUGUUUAGGCGUAUUGAAGAGCACAAGGGCUGUAAUGGGAUGCUUACACCGCUUUUGCAAAGAAUGCAUAGACAAAUCUAUGAGGCUGGGGAACAAGGAAUGCCCUGCUUGCCGUAAGCACUGUGCAAGCCGUCGCUCUUUGAGAGAUGAUUUAGUCUUCGAUAAAAUAAUUGGCUCUCUGUUUCCAGAUUUGGAAAAGUAUGAGAAAGAGGAAUUGGUUCUGUAUGAAAAGGAGAAGGAAGUUAAUGUGAAGCUUCAAGCAUCAAUUAACGGAUGCCACCAACGACAAGCAGAAGGUAGAAAGCCGCGUAAGGGUAAGGUAGCAGCAGCAAGAGUGGAUCGAGAAUGUUCUAGGCAGAGUGGCUCGAAAUUAAAGUUUGGUGGUCCGAGCAAUGGAGGGACGAGUGGGAUGAUCUACAAAGAUGAUCAUCAUCAGCCUCCUGUCUCUGCAAUCCCAUCUCCUUGCAUAGUUGCUGAUCAAGUAGGUGCAGAGGGCGCCUCGUCUCCAGCAAAAACAAACUUGCCCGGCUGGGGUGGAGCCGGCUUCAGAAGCCAGGCUCGACGUGCUGCAACUGGCAAAGGCACGCAGAGCAGCAGAGUGGAGAGACUGGCAGAACAUCUAGCAAAUGUGGAGAAGAGUGAUAACAAGCAUGUUGUGACUACACACCUCCAAAGUGACAAACUUAUAUGGCUCAAAGAUUGCAACGAUUAUGCGUUGGCCGAUGUUGAGCUAAUUGACAAGGCUGAGGCGAAGGCGCCACAUAUAUCAAAGUCUGUUUUGGAUAUCGUAAGGAAGCGGGAGAGAUUGUUGGCUGAAAUGAAAAAUUAAAUGAACUCGUAAGAAAAAUUACAACGAAUUUGUAUUACAAUUGUGUGUUUGUUUUUAAUCUCUAGAAUGAUACGUACAUACUCAAACAUUUGGGAUUAUUAUUCGAAAUUUACAGUUCUAUAAAAUUUCAGCUUGAUUGGCCCAUAAGCCGAGAAG
Salvia hispanica is the source of this 1275-nucleotide messenger RNA. Lineage: Eukaryota; Viridiplantae; Streptophyta; Magnoliopsida; Lamiales; Lamiaceae. The record is from RefSeq and is a predicted model, not a curated record.